Molecule: messenger RNA, 1146 nt
Organism: Emys orbicularis (European pond turtle)
Lineage: Eukaryota; Metazoa; Chordata; Testudines; Emydidae
Gene: CXXC4
Product: CXXC finger protein 4
Exons: 3
Coding region: 4-1146 (380 amino acids)
Cellular component (GO): nucleus
Molecular function (GO): methyl-CpG binding; zinc ion binding
Source: RefSeq, a predicted model, not a curated record
ACCAUGAACACCAACGUGUGCGUGGAGAGCGGCCCCAACCCCGAGGCCCCGGGGCUGCCCAAGGAUAACCACCUGCCCGAGGGGGCCCUGAACAGCCUUGUGGAUUACAACUCGGAGAUGGAGCGCUACCGCUCCUUCGCCACCUUCUACAAGACCAACGGGGGCGCCUUCCCCCAGGCGGCCAAGAUCGCUCGCAUCACCACCCCCAUCUUCCCCAGCGCCGCCGCCGCCGCCGCCGCCCGCAUCGGCAUGUCCCCCUGGAACUGCGAUACCGCCACGGCCGCCGCCGCCACCGCCAUGCUGUGGGGCAGCGGCGGCGGCGGCAGCAAUACGGUCCCAGGCGGCGCGGCUGGUGCAAGGAAAUCCUCCUCCGCCGCCGCCGCCUCCGCCUCGCUCCACGCCGGCAGGAGCAGCAUGCACCAUCGGAACGAGUCCCAGCGGCUGGGCAAGCCUGGCUGCGCGCCAGCCGAGCAGCCCGCGUUGCAAAUGGCAAAUAAUAAUUUCCUCUCCACCUUAUCCCCCGAACACUGCAGACCUUUGGCUGGGGAAUGCAUGAACAAGCUCAAAUGCGGCGCUGCUGAAGCAGAGAUAAUGAAUCUCCCCGAGCGCGUGGGGACUUUUUCCGCUAUCCCGGCUUUAGGGGGCAUCUCAUUACCUCCAGGGGUCAUCGUCAUGACAGCCCUUCACUCCCCCGCAGCAGCCUCAGCAGCCGUCACAGACAGUGCGUUUCAAAUUGCCAAUCUGGCAGACUGCCCGCAGAACCAUUCCUCCUCCUCCUCGUCCUCCUCCUCCCUGGGAGCCGCCGGAGGAGGGGGGGCGGGAGGAGGCGGGGGAGGAGGGGCAGGCAACCCUGCCAAGAAGAAGAGGAAAAGGUGUGGGGUCUGCGUGCCCUGCAAGAGGCUCAUCAACUGUGGCGUCUGCAGCAGUUGCAGGAACCGCAAAACGGGACACCAGAUCUGCAAAUUUAGGAAAUGUGAAGAGCUAAAGAAAAAACCUGGCACUUCACUAGAGAAACAGGGCAAGAUGCAUUUGUUUCUCUGUGUUUUCUUGUUUUCUGCUGCUUCUUCUUCAAUUGAGCAUGUAGCCAAAGAGCAUUCACCUGGAUAUUACAAUGAUGGGUAUGAUAGACAUGAAUUAAAUAAUUAG